Neomonachus schauinslandi (Hawaiian monk seal) is the source of this 213-nucleotide messenger RNA. RefSeq names its product non-histone chromosomal protein HMG-17-like. Gene Ontology annotation, biological process: chromatin organization. The coding region runs from base 1 to 213 and encodes 70 amino acids. NCBI's taxonomy places the organism in Eukaryota, Metazoa, Chordata, Mammalia, Carnivora, Phocidae. The record is from RefSeq and is a predicted model, not a curated record. Gene Ontology annotation, molecular function: nucleosomal DNA binding. Gene Ontology annotation, cellular component: nucleus; chromatin. The transcript has a single exon.
AUGCCCAAGAGAAAGGCUAAAGGGGAUGCUAAAGGAGAUAAAGACAAGGUGAAGGAUGAAUCACAGAGAAGAUCUCCUCCAAAGCCAGAGCCCAAGCCUAUAAAAACCCCAGCAAAGAAAGGAGAGAACAUACCCAAAGGGGAAAAGAGAAAAGCUGAUGUUGGCAAGGAUGGGAAUAACCCUGCAGAAAGUGGAGACACCAAAACGGACUGA